Messenger RNA from Teleopsis dalmanni, 1606 nucleotides. RefSeq names its product protein telomere ends associated-like. Lineage: Eukaryota; Metazoa; Arthropoda; Insecta; Diptera; Diopsidae. The transcript is spliced from 7 exons. The coding region runs from base 220 to 1401 and encodes 393 amino acids. The record is from RefSeq and is a predicted model, not a curated record.
UUCAACAGUUUCAAUAAUUGAAUUGCCUUAAUAUAACAGUAUUCUAAAACAGUAAAAGUAUUCUUUGCUAAUUCCGCAGUUCAUUUACAAAACUGUAUGUUGAAAUUUCUUUAAUUUUAGCGGGAAAUUCAUAAAUAAUAACACUAAAUUGUUGAAUACAGGCGAAAUUAAAAUUCAUUAAUAAUAACACUAAAUUGUUGAAUACAGGCGGAAUUAAAAAUGCCCUUCAAAAAAGGAAAAAAUGUUAAACAAACAAAAAUUACUGAUACAAUGGGAAUUAAGACCAAAAAAGCACAGGCUAGUCCUAAACUAAAGCAGGAUAUAAAUUUGCAAGAAAACGUUACCGAUAAAAAGAUAUUAGAAGAAAAGAUCCUGGGACUAAAGAGUAUUAUAUCAAAUUUUGAUGCUAACAACAAAGAAACAAAUGAAAAAGUGCGCAACCUUCCAGUCAGUUUUGAAACGUUUAAAAGGUUAACUUUUCACAAUGAUGUUAUUGCUAACAUUUGCCAAAGCAUAAAGGAGUUGGAGUAUGAGUUGCCAAUUUCAAAUAUAUCAAAAGAAGAAUUAUUUGAUAAUAAUAAAUUACUUCGGAGUUACUACAAAACAUUUUACAUGCAAACGGUUAUUCGGACAAUAUUUCCAUUGAAAAUAAAACCAUGUCCAGGACGUUUUAAGGACAAACUUUUGAAAUAUCCAGAAAUUACGUCAGAUCAUGAAGCUGUUGCAGAUAAUGCUGUCGAGAAAUCUAUGAUACAUCAACAAAAUCAGAAGACACCAACAUUAAGUCCAGCACACUUGAAGUCAAAAGUCUUGCCGUUUCCAAACAAAAAUGUUGGUUCCGAUAAUGAUUCAACGAACAGUGAUGAGAAUGAAGAAGAUAUUAUAAAUGUACCAGUGAUAAAACCUAUCGGCAACAAAACUAAAUUAAAUCAAUCAUUAAAAAGUAAAGCAGCCAAUGAGAAUGCUAAUCAACACGUAACAAAUCUUCAAAAAGAAACAAAAACUCCGGAAUCAAGUCCACUCAUAAAUGUUUUCUUGCAGACACGAGAUACCCCUGACGAGAGUAAACAAAAAAGGCAGGGGCCGAAAGCGAGUAAGUCCAUUAAUAGGAAUAAUAUGUUUCCUGUCUCAAUAGCUGAAUUCAAAAAGUACACAUAUUACAAAGAAGUGCUACUUCAAAUUUUGAAAGAAAAAGCCAAAGGCGAUGAAGAACUUUUCGCAAAAUUACGGAGCAAUAAAUUGGUUUGGAAGAAAGCGCUGCGAUUGUAUUACACAAAUUUCUUUUUUAAACCAUCGAUACGUAAAAAAUACACUUUGCGUUUGAAAGAAAUGCCGCAAAGUUUGAAGGCAAAAUUUUUAGAAAUACCUGCAAAAUCAACUACAGUGAAGGAAAGUAAGUAAUAAACUCAGCUAAAGCAAAUUUUUUAUAUUUUUAUGUUGUAAAGAUUUAGCUGCGUUGUUAAUUCUUUGCAUUAGGAUUUCCAAUCUUUUGGGGGAACUAAGGCCUUUAUAAUUUAUCCACUAAUUUGUAGGUUUGAAUUUACAUUAUAUACGUUUGCGUAACAUUUUUUCUAGCAGAGUUGCACAACGUACACCAAUAAGUGAC